Molecule: messenger RNA, 1215 nt
Organism: Bombus pyrosoma
Lineage: Eukaryota; Metazoa; Arthropoda; Insecta; Hymenoptera; Apidae
Exons: 3
Coding region: 538-1086 (182 amino acids)
Source: RefSeq, a predicted model, not a curated record
ACAGAUAAAAACGCACUCGUCUUAUAAAAUUCCCUUCAGUUGGAUAGUUUCGAGCUUAAGAUUUGUCGCGAGCAAAAAUUAAGCCUUCGACGUCGUUGAACGUCGACAUGCUUCAAUGGCGAAUUAAGUGAGUGUUUAAUUCUGAGAAAGUUACAUAAAAGAGCCGGAUGAAAUAAUUUGUUUCGUCUUGGAAAUCUUAGAAUUUCACGACCUUCGAUCGCGUUUUUUACCUGUCUGCUUUGCAAUCGUAUACGUUGCUUCGGAAGAUUACACAAAUUUUCGAAUUCAGCUGCAUAAACACAGGAACAAGUUACUCGAUCCAGCAGCGUUCAAUCGAUUAUAACAAGGAUAGUUGGAGAGAGGAACUGUAAAUCAUCGUACGGGCGGUCAUAAAAUGGUUUCCCCGUUCUUCAAGCCACGUUCCUCUUAUUGACGGAACUGGGCAGCACUCUGAGGAAACAUGUGUUGCGCCAAGUCUGCCGAAUAACAAUGCAAUUCCGUCGGGAAGGCGCAUAGGUGCGAGCAUUUCGUCGCCAUAUGGUGGACAGAACAACUGGUAGUAUUCGUGGAAUAGACACGGAACGGUCGGAAGACACGAACCGAAACGACAUGCUGCAGAUUUCCGAUGACAAGCUGUGGCCUCGAACAGACGGAAGUCCGGGAAAACCAGAAUUUCCACGUUUCGAACGGCAGUAUGGCAUGCAGGUCGAUAGAAAUAGUUCUGGACACACCUACGCGGUGAUUCUAUUCGCUGUGUUUACAGCGCAUAACACGUACGGCUUGGAUAUUCCCGUGUCGACAGUCGCAGGCCGCAAUGGUGAUUUCAACCGUAUCGUGAAUCACUCGGUAGCACCGUACGUGAUACCGACACGCGAUACUCGCUGUCAAUUCGCGUUACGUCGACGACCCCCGUGUGUCGCUGAUCCACGAAUUGCUAUAAAAACCGCGACCAAGCAUCCUGUGUGCGACCUACGUCUGCACGUGCGCCAUCGAUCCACGUGGGUGCUUCGAGACGAAUCGCCACGCUGUAAUUACAACGUUCGCCUGUCUUUUGGUGAUUUACCUUCGACGAUCGGAUCGCGAUGAUCGCGUGAUAAACGCGAGUUUUAAUUAUUGCCACAAAGUCUGAGACUCGCCUUUUUACGCCAGCCUGUAUAUGCAGAUUUCACGGUACUACGUUAAAACUUGUUUGGAAUAAAAAUUGCACCUCUGAAA